AUGAACAUAUCUCAAAUGGCAUCGAUCGAGAAAGCACCGUAUUAUCACGGAUUCUUGCCGAGAGAAGACGUGAAGAUGGUGUUGAAAACGAACGGAGAGUUUCUUAUUCGGAUUUCGGAGCCGAGGAAGGGGGAGCCGAGAUCCCAUAUUUUGAGUGUUUUUCACAAUCAACCACCCAAUAUUGAUGAGGAGACUUGGAUCAAACAUUUCGUGAUAAAAUGCAAUGACAACAAAGUUUUCAUUGAGAAAAACGCGUUUCCAUCAAUCCAAGAGCUCGUAGAUCAUCAUAUGAAAACAAAAGAUUCCGUGAAAGACGACGUCCUUCUACUCAAAGCUCUGCCACGUCAACCAUGGGAACUCGAUCAUGAAAACAUUGAAAUUUUGAAGAAACUGGGAGAAGGAGCAUUUGGAGAAGUUAGUAUGGGGAAGUUGAAGUUUCGAAAAGGAGGAAAAACGGUGAAUGUUGCAAUAAAACAAGCGAAACUCUCGAAUCUGACCAAAGAUCAAAUCAAGGAAUUUAUGGGAGAAGCGAGAGUUAUGAGACAGUUCGGACACCCGCAUGUCGUCCGUUUCUAUGGAGUCGCAGCCACGACUGAGCCACUUUAUAUGGUUAUGGAACUGGCGACAAAUGGAGCAUUGGAUAGUUAUUUGAAGAAGAAUCCAGACUUGGCGAUUGAGAAGAAGAAUGAAAUGAUACUUCAGGCGGCAUGGGGACUCGAGUACUUGCAUAGUAAACCUGUCAUGCAUAGGGAUAUUGCCGCGAGAAAUUGUCUGUAUGGAGAUGGAAGAGUCAAGAUUUCGGAUUUCGGAUUGACUAGACAUGGAUUGACGUAUCAGGCAGACCCAAACAAGAAAGCUCCGAUCCGUUGGCUCUCGGUUGAAGUCAUCACUCAACGUCUGUUCUCUCUGAAAAGUGAUGUUUGGGCAUAUGCAGUCAUGAGUUGGGAAAUCUAUAACAAUGGAAUAGAGCCGUAUCCUGGAAUGAUGGUUGCCGAAGUAGCACAGAGAGUUCUCGGUGGAUAUCGGAUGGAACUACCGGAUAGUCUCAGUUUGGAAAUUAAAGUUCUUAUUGCAAGAGCCUGGGCUCAAAACGAGAAUGAGAGACCGUCGAUGGCUGAAAUCGCUCUGGAACUUCAACGUAUUACUGGAAUUGUCAGACCGGAUUUCGUAGCGAUGGAGGCUCAGAUCAAGAAGGAAUUGAUGGUUGCGAACAAUUUGACGAAUAAGUCGCAUGUUCGAAAGAAUAAAGCACAGAAAGGACGAUUGCCGAAGGGAAUGUAG
Caenorhabditis remanei is the source of this 1281-nucleotide messenger RNA. RefSeq lists its product as uncharacterized. The transcript is spliced from 4 exons. Lineage: Eukaryota; Metazoa; Nematoda; Chromadorea; Rhabditida; Rhabditidae. The coding region runs from base 1 to 1281 and encodes 426 amino acids. Gene Ontology annotation, biological process: protein phosphorylation. The record is from RefSeq and is a predicted model, not a curated record. Gene Ontology annotation, molecular function: ATP binding; protein tyrosine kinase activity.